This is a messenger RNA of Eleginops maclovinus (Patagonian blennie), 3338 nucleotides long. RefSeq names its product family with sequence similarity 219 member Aa (gene fam219aa). Lineage: Eukaryota; Metazoa; Chordata; Actinopteri; Perciformes; Eleginopidae. The transcript has 6 exons. The coding region runs from base 177 to 743 and encodes 188 amino acids. The record is from RefSeq and is a predicted model, not a curated record.
UGGGGCGGUACUGCUGUUUUGCUGUCGAGUCACCUCUGUCAGGAUGGAGGAAAACGAACUGCUAUCAUGCUGAAAAUCGAAGGAUCCCAACAACCGAGCAUCAUCCACCGGGAUAGUUAGAAACAAGUCACCGUUUAUCUUCACUGCUGUAUUUGUUUAUAUAACGCUUUGCCAAAAUGAUGGAAGAAAUCGACCGGUUCCAAGUACCUCCAGUCAACGGAGAGACCCAGCCUUUGGACCCAGCUGCAACCUCCACCUCAGAGGCAGACCCUGACACAAAGGGAGAGUCUGUGGCCAUGAACUACAAGCCGUCACCACUGCAAGUCCAAAUAGAGAAACAGAGGGAUCUUGCCAGGAAGGGAUCAGUGAAGAAUGGCACUGUGGGAAGCCCUGUCAAUCAGCAGCCUAAGAAGAAUGCCAGGACAAGGUUGGUCGUGCCAAAUAAAGGCUACUCCUCUUUAGACCAGAGCCCAGAUGAGAAGCCCCUGGUGGCACUGGACACUGACAGUGACGAUGACUUCGACAUGUCCAGAUACUCGUCAUCAGGAUACUCCUCAGCCGAGGUGAGAUGUCUGAGGGACCAGCAGAUCAACCAGGACCUGAACAUCCAGCUCCUGAAGGAUGGGUACCGGCUCGAUGAGAUCCCAGAUGACGAGGAUCUGGAUCUGAUCCCCCCCAAAGCAGUCAACCCCACCUGCAUGUGCUGCCAGGCUGCUCCCUCCACAGCCUGUCAAAUCCAGUAGCACCCCCCGCCCCCCCCCCCAAAAAAAACAACCCUCCUGCCUGCCAUCUGCACUGAAGCCAACUAUUGACCAGAGUGGCAGAAAGGUGGAAAAACUAUCCGCUGGCAGAGGCACAAAGGGAAAAAUAGGGUUUAUAAAGGCUAAAUUAAGAGAUGUAGAUAGGUCUUGAGGAAAAGAAUCAAUAUGUACAGUAUCUGUGCACGUUCCUCCUAUGGUUGGAUCUGUGCAUCUUACUCGAUUGAUGGCAAAAACAUUACCUCUAAGGAAAACACGUUACUUUUGCUUCUUUUUCCUUCGACUUCCAUCUCGCGCUUGUGGAUAAGGACCAUGAAGGAUGUUGGAGAAGAAUCGGUUGACAGGAAUUCAAAUAACUGAAAUGGUGACAAGGCGACAUAACUGUGGCUGUGCGUCUUCCAUGGAGUCUAAUUCUACGAGUCGACCAUGGUCAGAUUGGAAGGACAAUAAGAGAUUGGAAGUGUUGGUAGUGGCCAUUUCUGCUCUGUCUUCCUGUGUGUAUAUAUGUGUCAGAUGACAUACUGUAUGUGUGUCUGAAAAUGUCCAAGAAAGAAGUGCUCAGCCAUCAAGCUGCUGAUGAAACACUAAUGCUUACACUCACAACACUAUGGGAGUAAUUCCAGUCUUCUUUUUCAAGUUUGUCUGUUACACCCAGGUUGUUUUCAUUGCUUAAUUGUUUAAUAUUCGGUUAAAAGAAGCUGAGAACAAGUAGUUUUUGCAUGUUGCCUGUUAACACUGUCCUAUUGACCGGCUUGCAGAGUUUUUAUCGACCUCCUAACACAUCCUUGUGCUGAAGAAACAUUAAGUGAAGCGUGCUUUUAAAAAAACACAAAGUUAUUUAAAAUCUAGGUACACUCACUGUAAUUUCAGUAGGUAGAGAGAAAACUGUCAAAGAUAAUGUCCGAACAGCUCACAAGUUAGCGUCUACUUUUUGUUUGUCCAUGUUAGCCCCCACAUGUGUGAAUGUGUACAAGGAGCACAAAGGCAGUCACCACCAUGAAUGUUGUUACAAAAUAUUAAUAGUGAUAUUAAUACGAGGUUUAGAAUAUGUACAAAUACAUAGAAAAGUUGUGCAAUUUUGACCGUACCUGUUGUGGGUUCAGAAGAAUGUCUUUAAAGUGAUUCCAUAUUGCCAGAAUGGAAAUGGUAUGAGACUCGUUUUUUUUUAAGUGUACAGGGUUUGUAUGGUUGUACAUUUGUGCAUAGCCCCCUUUAGGUAUUAAUAUAAACAAUUAUUUGAAUUUGAUUUUGACAAGAAGUGUAUAUGUAGCACAGGACAAAGCUGUGUAUUGUCUAUGUUUUUUUUGCCAAUUGAUAAUUCCCAUGACGUUGAAGAGUACGUUUUUAGGAAGUACAGAACCGCAAACUGUUUAUAUUCGUCACGUUUACAUCACUCUAAAGACAUAUCUAGAAGAUUAAGUCACCUGCAUGUGAAUCUGCUCUGAAACAACAGAUCCCAAAAACACAAAAUGCACAUUUUGACUAGUAUGACACCUAAAAACAUUUUCUAUUUAGCAAAUCAUGAACCUAGAUACACUGUUAUUUCUGUUCAUAUGACUACAGUUCUAAAUAUGUGUGCACUUUACACUGUGGUGUAAGUUAUUCUCUCAUGACGAGUUGAAGUGUAUUCUGUCGACUCAAGGGAUUUAAGAUUAGGAUGUGAAACGACUUUUUAAAUCUACUAUGAACAACUUUAUCUAGAUUAACUUUGUGCACAUAUUGCAGCGUUAUUGGAAAACCUUGCAUUCAUCUUCAUCUGCUGAUUUUAUUAACACAUUUACAAUUUGUUUACAUUUUCAUGAUAAUCAAUACAGGAACAACAGUGGAAAAAGAACCUCUCUUAGAGCUUUUUAUGUUAAAGAUGUGCCAGAUAAGUAAGAAUGGUCCACAAAGGAAGAGGUAUUUGUGCUGUGGUCAAAACAUUUAAUGAACAGUGGCAUAUAUAUGAAGAGUGAAGGAACUAAAAGCUACUUGGAAAGUGAACAAAAAUGCUAGUACCAUCUGUUAACACGUAAAAGGGCAUUUCCUUUCCAUGAUACUGCCCCAAUGUUUCUACAGCAUUGAAGUUACAAAAGUAUUUGAAAAAAAUGAAUUUGCUAAAUAUGGUGCCAUGUGCGUAGAUUAUAAAACAACUUGAAUUAAGUAGAAAACAUGGAUAGUUCAAUAGGUGACGAAGACGGCUACUAGCUGAGGUGUGUUGCACCAGUGGCUGUGUACAAUUAGCACUAACUUUGAGGAAAUGGUGCUGAGUUUCUUUUUCUUCUUUCAUUGACAUCAUGCUUUUUGAUUCACUCACAGGCUGUCGGAGGCCAGUAUUGUGUCACUGGGGUGUGUAGCUUCACUAAUCUCUUGACUCUACAAUAAUGUGUUGUAACAUAAGCUAUUUAUUUGCAGUUGUGUGUUUUUAAUUUAUUUUAAAGAAUGGGAAGUAAUGCAUAUCCAGACUGAAGCUUUUUAUUUUUGUUUGUUUGUCAGGUGCUUAUAAUGAUGAUUGUGAACUGGUUCCAUUUAGAUUUUAACAGUGUCAAAGUUCUGUGUAUAGUGCAACAUAUCAAAAAUAAAUAUUAGAUAUCUGCAGUU